AUGACUACGCUUUUCUCUGUCCCAAUCACCUCGACCGGUGGCACCAUCGUGUGCACCAAUCCCACCGCCAAACAGGGCAAGGAGCAGGAGAACAUCUACGUUCUGACUUUCACUUCUCCGAAAGAUAACCGACUGACUCCGACAUUUAUCGAUGCCUUCAUCCUGGCACUGGACAUUAUUGAACACCGCUAUCCCAAGGGUGUCGUGGUGACGACCAGCGGUAUUCCCAAGUUCUAUAGCAAUGGUCUCGAUCUGGAUCUGGCAACCAGCACGGAGGGAUUCCUGGAUAAAUGGCUGUGGCGUUUGUUCCGGCGACUCCUGACAUACCCCAUGCCCACGGUGUGCCUCCUGAAUGGCCACGCCUUUGCUGGUGGCUUCAUGCUCGCCAUGUAUCACGACUAUCGCAUCCAGAACCCAGACAAGGGCUUCUUGUGUGUCAACGAGCUUGAAUUCGGAGUACCCCUCCAAACGCCCAUGAUGUCAAUCUUCCGCGAGAAGUUGUCCCCGACCACGUUCCGCAAUGUGGUUCUCGAGGCACGCCGAUUCGGCGGGCAUGACUCGCUGAAGGCGGGCAUUGUCGAUGCGGUGGGUGGUUUGGAUGAAGUGGUUGGUUUGAUUCGGGAUCGCAAGCUGCUUAACAAGGCAGGGACCGGAAUUUACGGCACUAUGAAGGAGGAAAUGUACUCUCGUGUUCUGAACGGGCUUGACGACCAUGCAGGCAAUUUGGCGUGGCGGGAGAAGGUGGAAGAGAGGAAUGACCAGUUGCGAGGAGAGGGUCUCAAGGAGGUUGAAAAGUGGGAAAAAUCAUGCAAGUCAAAACUGUGA
Messenger RNA from Penicillium cataractarum, 825 nucleotides. Its product is annotated as enoyl-CoA hydratase/isomerase family protein. Gene Ontology annotation, cellular component: peroxisome. The record is from RefSeq and is a predicted model, not a curated record. Gene Ontology annotation, biological process: fatty acid beta-oxidation. NCBI's taxonomy places the organism in Eukaryota, Fungi, Ascomycota, Eurotiomycetes, Eurotiales, Aspergillaceae. Bases 1 to 825 code for a protein of 274 amino acids. Gene Ontology annotation, molecular function: delta(3)-delta(2)-enoyl-CoA isomerase activity; enoyl-CoA hydratase activity. The transcript is spliced from 2 exons.